This is a messenger RNA of Phyllostomus discolor (pale spear-nosed bat), 9451 nucleotides long. It is a transcript of the gene ERBB4, whose product is annotated as erb-b2 receptor tyrosine kinase 4. Gene Ontology annotation, cellular component: signaling receptor complex; basal plasma membrane. The transcript is spliced from 29 exons. Lineage: Eukaryota; Metazoa; Chordata; Mammalia; Chiroptera; Phyllostomidae. Bases 730 to 4701 code for a protein of 1323 amino acids. Gene Ontology annotation, molecular function: ATP binding; transmembrane receptor protein tyrosine kinase activity; epidermal growth factor receptor binding. Gene Ontology annotation, biological process: protein phosphorylation; positive regulation of cell population proliferation; multicellular organism development. The record is from RefSeq and is a predicted model, not a curated record.
UUGUUUUAUCCGCCCCCCCUCCACCGUUUUUUUUUUUUUCCCCCUCCUCUGGGUGUCUUAUUAAUUUCUCCGUGGGGCUGCAGCUGGAGACUGCGGAGCGUUGGAAAUGACGCUUGGAGCUUUAAUUACCGCAGCCGCCGGACAAGUGUGAGGAAAGCUGACAGGAAAAAGGACUGGAUAGGGGGAGAAGAAGCAAGAAGCUUCCCCCUCCCCACUUUCUUCCCAAUUUGGACUGGAGGUGCUAGGAAACUAUAAAGGGAGCCGAUCAGAGCCCGGCCCGGGCGAGAGGCCGGAAACCUACCGCCCCUUGGCAAUCAACUUUUUUUUGGAAACCUUUUUCCCCCCCUGUCUUUUUAUUGUUGCCCGGCCAGUGAGAAAGAGAGAAAGUGAGCGGGGAAGGAGAGAGAGAGAGAGAACGAUCACACAGUGAAAUAGCUGCACAGUCCGACCAGGAGCUCCACGCUCACACACUCGAGCACCCUUUCACACGCGCACACACACGCGCGCGCACUCACGCGCACAGGGUCCCCCUCCUCGGGUCCCCAGACCUGGUCCCGCGAUCGUGGACUCGGUCGCCCGCGCAAGGAGUCGGUGCACCGCGCGCGCGACGCGCCAGUCCCCCUCGCGCCCCCCACGCGCGCCUGGCUGACGGAUCUCUUCUGCGUGCCCGAAAGGGGAUAUGCCAUUUGGACAUGUAACUGUCAGCACGGGAUCUGAGACUUCCAAAAAAUGAAGCUGGCGACAGGACUGUGCAUCUGGGUGAGCCUUCUGGUGGCGGCGGGGACCGUCCAGCCCAGCGCUUCUCAGUCAGUGUGUGCUGGAACGGAGAACAAGCUGAGCUCUCUCUCCGACCUGGAGCAGCAGUACCGGGCCUUGCGCAAGUACUAUGAGAACUGUGAGGUGGUCAUGGGCAACCUGGAGAUAACCAGCAUCGAGCACAACCGCGACCUCUCCUUUCUGCGGUCUAUUCGGGAAGUCACAGGCUACGUGUUAGUGGCUCUGAAUCAGUUUCGUUACCUGCCUCUGGAGAAUUUACGCAUUAUUCGUGGGACAAAACUUUACGAGGAUCGAUAUGCCCUGGCAAUAUUUUUAAACUACAGAAAAGAUGGCAACUUUGGCCUUCAGGAACUUGGACUGAAGAACUUGACAGAAAUCCUAAAUGGUGGAGUCUAUGUAGACCAGAACAAAUUUCUUUGUUAUGCAGACACAAUUCAUUGGCAAGAUAUUGUUCGGAAUCCAUGGCCUUCCAACUUGACUCUGGUGUCAACAAAUGGUAGCUCAGGAUGUGGACGUUGCCAUAAGUCCUGCACCGGCCGAUGCUGGGGCCCCACAGAAAACCAUUGCCAGACUUUGACAAGGACGGUGUGUGCAGAACAAUGUGAUGGCAGGUGCUACGGGCCCUAUGUCAGUGACUGUUGUCAUCGAGAGUGUGCUGGAGGCUGCUCGGGACCUAAGGACACGGACUGCUUUGCCUGCAUGAAUUUCAAUGACAGUGGAGCUUGUGUCACUCAGUGUCCCCAAACUUUUGUCUACAACCCAACCACCUUCCAGUUGGAACAUAACUUCAAUGCAAAGUACACAUAUGGAGCAUUUUGUGUGAAGAAAUGCCCACAUAACUUUGUGGUCGAUUCCAGUUCUUGUGUGCGUGCCUGCCCUAGUUCCAAGAUGGAAGUAGAAGAGAAUGGGAUUAAAAUGUGUAAACCUUGCACUGAUAUUUGCCCAAAAGCAUGUGACGGCAUUGGCACGGGAUCACUGGUGUCAGCUCAGACCGUGGAUUCCAGUAACAUCGACAGAUUCAUAAACUGCACCAAAAUCAAUGGGAAUUUGAUCUUUCUUGUCACUGGCAUUCAUGGGGACCCUUACAAUGCAAUUGAAGCCAUAGACCCAGAGAAACUGAAUGUCUUUCGGACAGUGCGGGAGAUAACAGGUUUCUUGAACAUCCAAUCAUGGCCCCCAAACAUGACGGACUUCAGUGUUUUCUCUAACCUGGUGACCAUUGGUGGAAGAGUGCUCUACAGUGGCCUCUCCUUACUUAUCCUCAAGCAGCAAGGCAUCACUUCACUGCAGUUCCAGUCCCUGAAGGAAAUCAGUGCAGGAAACAUCUACAUUACCGACAACAGCAACCUGUGUUACUAUCAUACCAUCAACUGGACGACGCUCUUCAGCACUAUCAACCAGAGGAUAGUGAUCCGGGACAAUAGGAAAGCUGAAAACUGUACUGCUGAAGGAAUGGUGUGCAACCAUCUGUGUUCAAGCGAUGGCUGUUGGGGACCCGGGCCAGACCAGUGCCUGUCCUGCCGCCGCUUCAGCAGGGGCAGGAGCUGCAUAGAGUCUUGUCAUCUCUAUGACGGCGAAUUUCGGGAGUUUGCAAACGGCUCCAUCUGUGUGGAGUGUGACCCCCAGUGUGAGAAGAUGGAAGAUGGCAUCCUCACAUGCCAUGGACCGGGACCUGACAACUGUACGAAGUGCUCCCACUUUAAGGAUGGCCCAAACUGUGUGGAAAAAUGUCCAGACGGCUUACAGGGGGCAAACAGUUUCAUAUUCAAAUAUGCUGACCAGGAUCGCGAGUGCCACCCGUGUCAUCCGAACUGCACGCAAGGGUGCAUAGGCUCAAGUAUUGAAGACUGCAUCGGCCUGAUGGAUAGGUGUAGCGGUCCCACUAGUCAUGACUGCAUUUACUAUCCUUGGACGGGCCAUUCCACUUUACCACAACAUGCUAGAACCCCUCUAAUUGCAGCCGGAGUCAUUGGAGGGCUCUUCAUCCUGGUCAUCGUGGGCCUAACAUUUGCAGUUUAUGUGAGAAGGAAGAGCAUCAAAAAGAAAAGAGCCUUGAGGAGAUUCCUAGAGACAGAGUUGGUAGAGCCCUUAACUCCCAGCGGUACAGCACCCAAUCAGGCUCAGCUUCGUAUUUUGAAAGAAACUGAGCUCAAACGAGUAAAAGUACUUGGCUCAGGUGCUUUUGGAACUGUGUAUAAAGGUAUUUGGGUGCCUGAAGGAGAAACAGUGAAGAUUCCUGUGGCUAUUAAGAUUCUUAAUGAAACAACCGGUCCCAAAGCCAAUGUGGAGUUCAUGGAUGAAGCUCUAAUCAUGGCAAGUAUGGACCAUCCACACUUAGUCCGGCUACUGGGUGUGUGUCUGAGCCCAACCAUUCAGCUGGUUACGCAGCUCAUGCCCCACGGCUGCCUGCUGGAUUACGUCCAUGAACACAAGGACAACAUCGGAUCACAGCUGCUGCUUAACUGGUGCGUCCAGAUAGCUAAGGGAAUGAUGUAUCUGGAAGAAAGACGGCUUGUUCAUCGUGAUUUGGCAGCACGUAAUGUCUUAGUGAAAUCUCCAAACCAUGUGAAAAUCACGGAUUUUGGACUAGCUAGACUCUUGGAAGGAGAUGAAAAAGAGUAUAAUGCUGAUGGAGGAAAGAUGCCAAUUAAAUGGAUGGCUCUGGAGUGCAUACAUUAUAGGAAAUUCACCCAUCAGAGUGAUGUUUGGAGCUAUGGAGUCACUAUAUGGGAACUGAUGACCUUUGGAGGGAAACCCUAUGAUGGAAUUCCAACUCGAGAAAUCCCUGACUUACUGGAGAAAGGAGAACGUUUGCCUCAGCCUCCUAUCUGCACCAUUGAUGUUUACAUGGUCAUGGUCAAAUGUUGGAUGAUUGAUGCUGACAGUAGACCUAAAUUUAAGGAACUGGCUGCUGAAUUCUCAAGGAUGGCUCGGGACCCUCAAAGAUAUUUAGUUAUUCAGGGUGAUGAUCGUAUGAAGCUCCCCAGUCCAAACGACAGCAAGUUCUUUCAGAAUCUCUUGGAUGAAGAGGAUUUAGAAGAUAUGAUGGAUGCUGAGGAGUACCUGGUCCCUCAAGCUUUCAACAUCCCACCUCCCAUCUACACUUCCAGAGCAAGAAUUGACUCAAAUAGGAGUGAAAUUGGACACAGCCCUCCUCCCGCCUACACCCCCAUGUCAGGAAACCAAUUUGUGUACCGAGAUGGGGGUUUCGCCGCAGAACAGGGCGUGCCCGCGCCCUACAGAGCCCCGACCAACACCAUCCCAGAAGCUCCUGUUGCUCAGGGGGCCACUGCUGAGAUUUUCGAUGAUGCCUGUUGCAAUGGCACCCUACGCAAGCCAGUGGCACCCCAUGUCCAAGAGGACAGCAGCACCCAGAGGUACAGUGCUGACCCCACAGUGUUUGCCUCGGAGCGGAGCCCACGAGGAGAACUGGAUGAAGAAGGUUACAUGACCCCCAUGCGAGACAAACCCAAACAAGAAUAUUUGAACCCUGUAGAAGAGAACCCUUUUGUUUCUCGGAGAAAAAAUGGAGACCUUCAAGCUUUGGAUAAUCCCGAAUAUCACAAUGCUUCCACCGGCCCACCCAAGGCCGAGGAUGAGUACGUGAAUGAGCCACUGUACCUCAACACUUUCGCCAACGCCUUGGGGAACGCCGAGUACCUGAAGAACAACGUACUGUCUGUGCCAGAGAAGGCCAAGAAAGCGUUCGACAACCCUGACUACUGGAACCACAGCCUGCCGCCUCGGAGCACUCUUCAGCACCCAGACUACCUGCAGGAGUACAGCACAAAAUAUUUUUAUAAACAAAAUGGACGGAUCCGGCCUAUUGUGGCAGAGAAUCCCGAAUACCUCUCUGAGUUCUCGCUGAAGCCAGGCACUGUGCUGCCUCCUCCGCCCUACAGACACCGAAAUACUGUGGUGUAAACUCAACAGUGGUUUUAAGGUGGAAAGACAUGCCCGCUCCAAUUUCCCUGCCACCUCUCUUUCUCUUAUGGUCUUCCUUCUACUCCCAAGGCCAGUAGUGUUGAAACUUCCCAGGGGAAGACAUAGAGAUGCAAUGAUAGUUACGAGUUUAUCUAACUUGAACAUUAGAAGGAAAGACUGAAAGAGAAAGACAGGAAAAACCACACUGUUUCUUCAUUUCUCUACAAGUGUCGGCCAGGAGACAGGAACAGCUAGAGAAGGACCAGCAAAUAGGAGGCAAUAAUGCCUGAUGUCAAACCAGUUCUUAACUUUUUCUUUUUUAAAAUUUCUUUCUACUUUAUUUAUUUUUUAAUGCAGAAUCUUGAAACACCCAUGCUAUCUGUUCCUAUCUACAGGAACUGUAUAGUUUCAGUAUCCCUGGAAAUCCUACUAAGCUUUCCAUUAGAAUAAAUACAAAGAUAACUUUUUCUAUAACAUGAUAGUAACUGAGAUUGAGAAUCCAAUUUCUUUCUCCAAUAAUUUCUGUCCCAACAAGUGAAGAAUAGCUAACUCAGCUUUCAUAAUUUUUGAAUCUACUUCAAAGUAAUAACUACUACUCUUGGAGGCCUUUCUUGAUUUCCCUCUCUCUCUGUCUCCCUCUCUCUCCUCCUCUCUUUCCCCUUUUGGUUUAUUCCUCCAUUAUGUUCUCUCCUAGUUUUGUCUCUAAUUUUAAAUGGCAAAGAAUUUUUACAUCGAAAGCUUCUUAUGUGUUGCUAUACAUUGACAGAAUUUGAAAAAGGAAGAUGUUAUAGUGAAAUGACCACUAUUUUAAAAUACAGUCUUAAAAUGGGAAAGGGAGGCCAAGAUUUUAGUCAAAUGUAGCAUCAAAUCUAACAUUUGUGUUUUUACACUAUUUUACAUGCACUGCCCCCCUUCCUUUACAUCCUUCAACAUUUUCUUCUCCUCCAUAACUGACAGUACUUAAUAGGCAGUUGGUAAUGUUAAGAUAGAAGGAAAACUAAGAGACAGUUUUGUGUGGUUCAUGAAAACUACUGACAUUUUCAGGGGUGACCCAAUGGGAAAUCAACCCAUUGAACUGGAAGAAAACACACUGGAUUGGGUAUGUCUACCUGGAAGAUACUCAGAAAUGUGGUUUGCACUUAAACUAUAAUUUUAUUUGUUCUCUUUCUAGACUCCAUUUUGGAUUUUGAAUGAAGCAAUAUGGAAGCAACCAGCAAAAUAACUAAUUUAAGUACAUUUUUUUAAAAAAAUGCUGAGACAAAAAAGGACUGUGGAAAUACCAAACCAAGCAAAUUAGGACUUUGGAACAGUAUCUAGGGAUUAUGGUGAGAGGGCCAGCACAUUAUGUACAUGUGAUAUCACAUUUGCUAUGUGAGGGAGGUUGUCUGGUUUGUAUACUGCAUAUUAAGGAAUGCAAGUAAGGAUUGGCUUGAAUUCCUUGUAAUUUCUAGUAUGAGACUCUAUUUAUGUUAAGGGGAAGGUAACUCUUUGCACAGAUUGGUAAAAUAAAAAGAACUAACCAUUCAGAACUUACAGAUAGGUCCUUGGAUCAAAAGUUGUAAAUAAACAUGAAAAUCCUCUCAUGUAAUUAUUUUAAUAUCCAACAUACUGAUAAUCUUUUGAUACUUUAGAUAAUAACUCUUUUUCUUCAAACACAGCAUCCUAGUUCUACAACCAUCUUUAUUAAGUAUUGUUUUAAGUCAAUACCUGCUGAGUUAAUAUGAGCAAUGGGAACAAAUGGUAGGAAUGUCUCCAGGAAAAGGGAACCUCAGGUCGGUAAUUAGGAAAAUAUAAAUAAGUCACUCUUUUCUAGAAAAACCUGCCCUGAGUCAUUUGGAUUUUUAAAACAUAUUUUUUUCUAGCAUUAACAUAAUGGAAUCAAAUUUAAGUCUAUCACAUAAAAGAAAGCAAUUAGACAAAAAAUCUAGAAUGACAAAACUGUUUAGAGGGGGAAAAUGCAAAGAAAUCUAUACUUAGUUUGAAAAAGUAAAUUCAUCCAAAUCUUCAACUUAUUUUUUUUCAACUGCUAUUUACUUAGAGUCUACUAAAAGCACUGUGUUAUGUGGGGAAUACCCAGAUAAAUGUAAUGUUAUUCCUAACUUAAAAAGUUUAGUCUAGAUUUAUUUGGAAUGACUCUUGAAUUUCUUCAUCAGUUCAAAGAAUAAGAUUGCAUGAACUUUUUGUGAGUAGUCAUCAUACAAUUAGCUGUUCGUUAAGAGAUCUCCAGUGAACUCAUUUGGGACAUGAAUGGAAGAUCCUACAAGUUACUGAAGUUGACAAGUAAGAGGGUUUCAAAGUUAUCAUCUAAGCACAAAUAUGUCUAGAAGGGUACUGCAUCACUGGCUUAUGGCCUCUCUGAAUUCUAACUUGCCCAUUAAAUCAGCGGUUUAUGUUGGUCUUUGGCCAAGAACAUUGGAGGCUUUGGGAUUGCUUUUGUCCUGAGCUAUGAGAAGUGGAGUGAGCUAACACAGUGGGAAGAAGCAAGGAAGGUGUUUGUGAGAUCCUUUCUAGUAAAGUUCAACCACCAAUUUCCUGAGAAUAAUUCAGGGGCCACAGCCUAACCUCUCUCACCUAUUCCAAGGGGUCUCCAAGACAAAGGGGACCUCGCAUCAGUACUGAUGACAAUUUAGAUACAAGCCUCUUCUUCUGGAUAAGCCUGUACCAACUCGGCACAGAUUGCAGCCUUGCUGGAUACUGGAACUUGAUUUUUUUUCUUCUGAUUUACAAUAUUCAAAUGUUUUUUUAUUGAGAAAUGGAGAGCACAAUCACUUAUUUUGAAGAAGGAAAGAAAACUAACAUGUUUACUGCUGAGGGAGUAGAAAUGUAUUCAGUGAAUAUAAUCUCCUUCAUCCUAAGAGCCCGAGACCCUUGCACAUCGGGUGACCGCCCUCUAAUAACUGGAGAUAGAGGCGAGUGUAGGCCCGAAGGCCCCAACAUGUUUCACAAGCACUCCACUGCAUUUUUCCUUUUGAGUGGUUAUUGUAGUACAUACUUCAUUUCAGUUGUUUCAGGGUUUCUCUUGUGUCUGACUUGUCCCACUAGGAAGGCAUAUUUCAGAGUGUAUGAGAAGGAGAAAAAAAGAUUUUCAUUUGUUCUGAAGAAUAAAUUAUUCAACCCAGUGGAGCAAAAUUUUAAAAUGCCAAUUAAAAGCCUGAAAAGCGCAUUGGACUAUCAUGUGUCAGGGGCUAGCUGUACCAGUGCAAAUAUGCAGAAUCAAUUAAGUAAAUUAGAGAGAAAUUAAUAUUAAAAUUAUAUGGACUAUAUUUUUGCAAUCCCAAAAUUUUGUAGUUUCUACCUAUCUUGGGGGAUCGUAUUUUCAAAUAUGGAAAAAAAAACGUAUAAUGAAAAGUUUGUGUAAAGAAAUAUUUCUUAGAGAGGUGAGAAGAGACAUCCUCUGAACCAGGGUAGACCCAGAACCGCAGAGCACCCUGCGCCAUGCAGAGGUGCUCAAAUGCUGAGCAGCAAUUUUUUUUUUCCCAAGCAUUAGUGGCACAAUUUAGGAUGAGAGUUCUUUCUCAAGUAAUAAUCUUGAAACAGCAUAAAACAUGCAAUUUUUAAAUUAUAUUAAAAGAUACAAAGUAAAAACAUGAGGUGUUUUUUUUUUCUUAGUAGAGCAGGAAGAAAGACUGAAUAUCGAUAGCUGAGAGAAGAGAUAGUAUUCUUGUAAGUGUUAGGAUGUGUGUGUUCAUAGCUUCUGAAGGCAGGGCAUGGCAUGAAGAUCAUGAAUAUCCCCAAUGCCAAGGACAGACCUGUCGGAGGACUGUGAGGUUCUACUGCUAGACGACAUUAGGGGGACUAUCACCGUGCUUUCUGAAGUGUUGAAAGUGAAAAGAGAAAUUAUAUUGUUGAAGUCAGACAGGGAAGGAUGUAAAUACAAGUUUUUUCUAGAGCUAUCUAACCUUUAUUUCAAAACUUGAAUUAUUCGCCCAUCUAUAAAUGUUGAUUAUUUAACUAGUGUAUGUAGUUCAUAAGGUAAUAGAAAUGGUGAUUACGACAGCAUGUAUAUAACUGGGCAGAACCAGGAUAACGCUCGCUGUAAGAUGUAGAUUUAGUUAGGUUAUCAGACAGUAAAUGAUUUUAAUAUUAUUAAAUUAAUGAAACUAGAGAGUUAACCACAAAAUGUAAUGUAACAAAAUAAAAUGCAAGAUAUAAACAUGUAGGAUGGAUUUUGCAUAGUAAAAAAUAAGUUUGCCAUUUAAAAUUGUUAUUUGUUAGGUUUAGCUGAAAGUAGACAGUUAAAGAGCCGGUCCCACUCGCGAAAACUUGCUUUAAUGUACUACAAUUAAUUUUUAUUCCUUACAUUCUUAUUCCUUUACCGUUUUUAAAUGUAUCCAAUACAAAAAGAAAUUUUUAGAAUGUGCUUUGCAAACACCACCUUGAAGAGUUUGACAGGUGAACAUGUUAUUUAGGACUUUAAGUUAAGGGGUGUUCAGAACGAAGUCAGGGAGAUGUAAAAGUUCUAUUACCUUAUGCAGAGACAAAGAAUGAGCGGUGCCAUCCGGUAAACAAAACACAGUUAAUUUGUGAAGCCUUCUUUCUUUUUCCAUACCUCCUGUUUCCCAAAACAAACCAAGGAAUUAGUUCAUAUUCUCAUAGGUACUUGCUAAAACAAGCAUUUCAAACAGCUGUAGCUCCAUUAUUUUUGACUCUAGUGAUUCGACUGAUGAUUUUUGAUAAGGCAAAUAAGAAAUCCAUGUGUAUAAGCUGCUAGUUGUUUAAAACAAAACAGAUGAAUUCUUUCACUUCUCUA